CCACACUUCAACAUCAUGCAUCGCUGUUUUCAGAUACCUGAAAUCGCUGACAACAUCGUCUACUAUGUUAAUGCAGGAUUCAUUAAUGUGGCUCUGGUAUCGCGUUCAUUCUAUGAACCGGCGAUGAAUGCGGUGUGGAGGAAGCUGGACGGGAUAGAGCCGCUUGUUCGACUGCUACCUGAGAGCCUAUUGGAAGAGAACGACGGAGAUCUUCUCGUGGCUAAAGGGAUACCUUCUGCCGAUGAUUGGUCGCGCUUCAGGCACCACGCAUCCCGUGUACGAGAGUUACGCCUCUCAUGGCUUGAUGAAGAAGACGAGAGCUAUUGUCAUAUCGACUUCUCCGUCUACCGCUUUUUGCGUGAUCACUCUCCGUUCGAGUUCCUCUUCCCUAACUUACAGGAGCUGUCGUGCUACGACUCAAUACUGGAAGUUCUCGACCUAUUCAUAGGACCUUCAGUCAAAAGUUUGACUGUUGGCGGCGAAGAAGAUAUCUCUCCUGGUAUUUUCUCCAUUAUAGUAAAGCACGGGCAGCAACUCUGUGAGCUGAGGCUUCUAGAUUAUAUCGAUCUCGACGAUGAGGACGCGAUUGAAGCGGCUUCGCGGGCGCUUUCUUCGCUAAACGGCCUUACUACGCUCAAGUGGAACUGCUCAGUGCCGGAAGAUGCCCUGUUACAUCUUGCACGACUUCCAACCCUUACGAAUCUCACGUGCGCGCUUUCUGACACCACCUCCUGGGACCUUUUAGCGAACCAUGAGCACGCUUUUUCGUCCCUUCAUAAGCUGGUACUUCUUGUGUCACCGCGGCAGUUGCAACACGCAACCUCCUUUCUUUCUAGUAUAAGCCCACGACUACUCGUACAGCUCGAAAUAUGCAUAGGCUUGGGCUGUGCUUUCGAUAGACCGGCGUCCCUCGACAUCGGUGCAUUUACGACGUUGCUCGCCUCGAUAUCCCGCAUUCAUACUCUGAUCUCCCUCGAACUCAAAACCAGUCCCUCAUCUCCAGCGAUUCCAGGCACGGCACUCUCACCCCUUUUUGACCUGAGUAAUCUCCGUCGGUUCCAUACCGAUGGGUUCCCAUUCACCUUCGUCCCUGCUGACAUCCAUGCCAUGUCCAAAGGGUGGCGCAAGGUCCAGAAACUCCGUUUUUCAUCAUCCUUAAACGGCUCUUCCACACUAUCCCUGAACGAUUUGCUGCCAUUCGCUGCGAACUGCCCCGAUCUCACUCUGUUCGCCAUGCGGGUCAGCGGCUCUCCCUCAACGCCAACGCAGAUGUCCUGCAAUCCUCAAUCUUCCCUGAAAUUGCUCGAUAUAGGUGGGGACGUCGCGGAACAUACGGAAGGGUGCUCUGCAUUCCUAUCCAGAGUGUUCCCGCACGUUAGACUGGAAUCGUGGUCCUGUCGUACGCCCGCAGAGCAUGCAGCCGUCAAACAGAUCAAUGAGGCUUUGGAGGCGCGGCGACCAGGACAAUGAAACAUUAGAAGAAGUUUCCAUCCUCCAAUAUACAUCUCUCAGUUAGUAUGUAGUUGGUCAGCAUCAACUCACAUGGCGUAAGUCUUAUAUCUCUGACUUCUGUCCUGCAGAUGCCGUUCAAGCCCUGUGAAGCUUCGAAGGUCCGAACUUUGGCCAGGACACUAGUACUUCAUAAUUGAUACUCAGUGUGGACCAGAUCCCGUGGCUGUAUUGGAAUCUUGAACUAUCCUCCCGAAGCAAUUUGCAUUCAGUAAUUCG
Messenger RNA from Phanerochaete carnosa HHB-10118-sp, 1728 nucleotides. RefSeq lists its product as uncharacterized. The coding region runs from base 16 to 1470 and encodes 484 amino acids. The transcript has 2 exons. Lineage: Eukaryota; Fungi; Basidiomycota; Agaricomycetes; Polyporales; Phanerochaetaceae. The record is from RefSeq and is a predicted model, not a curated record.